This is a messenger RNA of Scleropages formosus (Asian bonytongue), 4016 nucleotides long. It is a transcript of the gene slc22a17, whose product is annotated as solute carrier family 22 member 17. The transcript is spliced from 10 exons. The record is from RefSeq and is a predicted model, not a curated record. Gene Ontology annotation, biological process: transmembrane transport. Bases 777 to 2492 code for a protein of 571 amino acids. Lineage: Eukaryota; Metazoa; Chordata; Actinopteri; Osteoglossiformes; Osteoglossidae. Gene Ontology annotation, cellular component: membrane. Gene Ontology annotation, molecular function: transmembrane transporter activity.
UUAGUGCCGUAGACUAACUCAUUCAUCAUUGCUGUUAGUAUUACCACCAUGUCAGUGUUACCAUGUUACAGUGUCAGUACUGCAGUGGUACAGUGUGGCAGUGUUGCGAUGUGAGACGGUGUUACGAUGAGUGUUACACUGUUAAUGCCACAGUGUUACAUCGUCGCUGAUAAUGUUAUAGUAUUAGUGUCAGUGUAACCAUGGUGUAGCGUCAGUACUGCGAUGGUACAGUGUUACACUUUCAGUGUACCAACAGUCGGUCACUGUAUCACUACAUGAUCUCAUUACCUCUCAGUACCUGUUUGUGCUUCAUUCCAUCUCGUGUUUGCUCACCAGCCUAUUGCACGCGCACACACGCACACACACACACACACACACACACACACACACACACACACAAAGACUACAUUCCCUGGCAUUGUCCUUCUGUCCGCUGUUACUCUGUACUCGUGUGCCCCACACCCUGUCCUCCCGAGGCUCUGGGACAUUUAAAGGCACCGUACAGAGAUCUUCAAGGGCAUAAACUCUUAAAAAAGUUGUAGGUAACAAAGCAGUGAGCGUGACGGAUGGCAGCAGCUGGAAAAAUGCCGCCUGUUUAAGGGAAACAUUCUCCUCUGACGUCUGGAACGUUUACUGCUUGAGGACGAGAGAGAGGGAGAGACGCAGACAGGUGUCCAUCUGCCAACCGCCCCCGCCCCCGCCCCCACCCCCCAGCUCGUCGCCGCCACGAAGACACCGGCGAACUUCGACUGCUUUGCGUUUUCGCUUCGUAAACCAUGACUUCCCCCUCCCCCACCCUCACGUCCCCUUCCCCGUGUCCCCCGCCUCCUCCCUCUCUCCCCUCCUCCCCGACGCCUUCGUCCCCUGCGCCCCCCGUCCAGCCGCCUCCUCCCGCGCUGCCCCCCACCGGUGAGGUCAUGAUCCUGGCCUUGGGGCGAAAGAAGCAGAGGCUCCUGCUGUGUCUCUCUGUUCUGCCAAACCUCUUCCUGGCCUUCCUGCAGUCGUCAGACCCGCUGCUCACCCUGUCACCGCCCCAUCGCUGCCGCCUGCCCGCGCCCUCCCGGGCCCCCCAGGUGCUCAACGCAUCCCUGCCUCGGGUGCGGGACAACGCCGGCUGGUCCCAGUGCAAGCAGUACCAGUCUGUGAACGGCUCUCAGGUGGCCUCGGAGGGCUGCGAAGGUGGCUGGGACUACAACGUCACCGAAGGACUGAGGAACAACAUCGUCACCGAGUGGGACCUCGUGUGUGAGCGCUACUGGCUGGUGCCCGUGGAGGAGGUGUGCUUCAUCCUGGGUAUCCUGACAGGCUGCCUGGUCCUCGGAUACACUGCUGACCGGCUGGGCAGGCUGAGGACUCUCCUCGGCUCCCUUGUCCUCUCCGUGGUUCUCGGAGUGCUGGUGUGCAUCUCUCCUUCGCCCUCGGCCUUCAUCGUCACGCGCUUCUGCCUCGCCGCUGCCACCGCCGGUGUCUACCUCACACUCUACAUCACGCGUUUGGAACUCUGCGACCCAUCGCUGCGGCUUCUGGUCACCAUGGCGGCAGGCUUGACGACCGUUGCCGGGGAGCUGCUGUUGCUGGGGGUGGCUCUGGGCUGCCAGUCGUGGAGGGGACUGCUGGGGGUCGGGACGGCGCCCCUCGCUCUGUUCCUCAGCUAUGGCGUGCCGGGGGUGUUCACCGAGUCGCCCCGCUGGCUGCUGCUUUCCGACAGAGCCACGGACCUGCACUCGUUGAGCGAGCGGCGGGAGCGAGAGCGCGACGACGACGGCUUCACAGAGCUGGAGGCGGAGGCGCCGAGCUGCGGUCGCCCCCAUCUGUCCUUCCCUGAACUUCUGCAUAGCAGGAACAUCUGGAAGAACCUGUGUGUACUUGGCUUCACGUCGUUUAUUUCUCAUGGGAUCAACCACUGCUACAGCUCGUUCCGCGGUGACGUGAGGGGCACGGCCCCCGGCUUCUACUGGACGUAUCUGCUGUCUGUGUGCUCCGGCGGCGGAGCCUGGCUGCAGCUCUGGAUUACCGUGGACCGGUGCGGCCGUCGCGGCAUUCUCCUGCUCUGCAUGACCAUGACGGGCCUGGCCUCCCUUAUUCUCCUGGGCCUCAUGGAGUACCUGAGCGAGUCGGCCAUUACCGUGUUUUCCGUGCUCGGGCUGUUCUCCUCCCAAGCCGCAGCCUCCCUGUCCAUCCUCUUUACCGCUGAAGUCAUACCUACAGUGAUUCGGGGCAGCGGCGUCGGCGUCGUUCUGGCCCUCGGCUGCGUCGGCCGUCUCAGCUCGCCCCUCAUGGACCUGCGCAACCACUACGGCUACUUCCUGCACCACGUCGUCUACUCCUCCCUGGCCCUGCUGGCCGUGCUCUCCAUCCUGCUGCUGCCCGAGAGCAAGCGGAAGCCUCUGCCCCAGACGCUGGCCGACGGCGAGCAAUACCGGCGCCCCCCGCUGAGCCGCAGGAGGAGGGACAACGUGCCCUUGCUGGCCACCCCGAACCCAGAGACCUAGCGCGUGGCACACGCGCUGCCCCGCAGCCCAAGCUCUCCUUCCGCACUUCCCACACACGGAUGAGGACCGAGGAGGGAGGGGCUGUGCGGCGACACGGUCUCUCCCCGACACUCCGGAAGAAAAGUCACCUUCCCGUUCCUUUCGUAACGCGGUGCAUCUGCGGCGUGUGUCACCUCCGCACUUUUUUGCGGUGGUGUCAGCAGCCUCCUCUCUUUGGGGAGGGGGGGCGGUCACAAACUGCUGUCUGGCCUUCCUACUCGCAGGGCACGAAUACAAUGGGAAAACCGUGUUUCCAGAUGAGAACGCUACCGAACGUCGCCGGCGUCAAACUCCCUUCUGUUACAGACCUCGUUUUUUGCGUAUGACACGUUAGGCAUUAACUGUUCCUCCAAAACACACAGUAAUGAGCAGCUGAGGGGCAAAACAUGGUCCAGUCGGGGGUAUUAAACAUACGGGCGAUAAAAGGACGCUACUGAACAGGGGCGGAGUGCUGUAGGAGUGCAGGUGGGUACAAACAGUUACUCACAGUAGCCACGAACAGUGCUCCACCCCCCCGGUAGCUGUAGACUCCCUCAACGAACACAUUUGCAGGUAUCUCGAACCCUUUUCGGCCCGCUGUACGGUACGAAUUUGACGCCCCUGCUUUCUCAAACUAGCAGCAUUAGAGCCAUGUAACUGCUGGUGUAAAUCAGUGCCACAGACACACUCUUCUUCAGCACUCGGGGUACCGACCGCCCAUGAACUCUGUGUAGACCACACGGUGCCUGCUGGAUUUAUGAGACUUAAUUAGUUUCCCACCAUAUUUCCGGAAAAGCGUGGUAAGGAGAUCUCCUUGCUGAGACAUGGCACGGUGCCAUAUGGCAUCUUACGUGUGGAAUGCUGGACGCUGGGGAUGGGAUCGGGAGAGGUCAGGGGGCAAUGGUCACUCUCAGUCCCUCCUGCUGGUGUGUGAUGAACGAGUGUGUGUUUCCUCAGCGGGACAGCAGUGUCCGCGAAGCUCCGCGUCCUGCACUUUUUAACCGCGCUGCGGACUGCCAUCGCGAGCUGGAGAUUGCAGUUCCCGGCACCGAUGGUGCCCUUCCUUCCAUCGUCGCCUUUCCUCCUCUGCCGUUUCCUACACGUUCGCAGAUCAUUUUGUUCCCUUGGCAAAAAACUAACCUGCAUGGCAAACUGCGAAAGAGCUCAGCGCUUCGACGCUUUUCCCACACCGUCUAAAGGGCUUGAGUCGGGUCACCCGAAGGGCGUAACUUGGACGUGACUUUCAAUGAAGGACUGAAAGGAUCUCGAGGCGAGAGGGGGAUGGGGACCAGAGGCUGAUGAGUUACCCCCGAACCCCCCACUCCCAGUCCCAGUGGCCUCCUCUCUGUCAUAUUUAUUUGUUUCACUUUGGUGAACGUUGAAAAUAUCACUAAUAAUAGGUUAUGAUGCUAAUAACAUGUAUGACUACAAUAAUUGUUUUAUUAAUUUUAACAAUGAACUGAUGAUGGUAAUGUGAGUAUGUUCAUGAACCUCAUUUAAUUGCAA